Molecule: messenger RNA, 588 nt
Organism: Octopus sinensis (East Asian common octopus)
Lineage: Eukaryota; Metazoa; Mollusca; Cephalopoda; Octopoda; Octopodidae
Exons: 2
Coding region: 1-588 (195 amino acids)
Molecular function (GO): nucleic acid binding
Source: RefSeq, a predicted model, not a curated record
AUGUUUCGAAUGGCACCGGCGCUUCCAAAGAGGAAGAACAUUCCCGGAAGACCAGCCACGGGUGUCACCAUCGGAAACGUGGAGAAAAUAAAUCAACUUGUGCAUAAGGAUCGUCAGAGGACAAUCAACGACAUUGCUGAUGUUGGUGAUCUGUCGUGCGGGCCCGUGCAGGCAAUCCUAACGUCUGAACUGAACACACGGCAUGCCUCUGCUAUGUUUGUCCCCCGCCUGCUGACCACUGAGCAGAAAGAACAUGGCGCCAAAGUCUGUCAAGAUCUCCGCCAACGUGUCGCUGAUGACCCAUCUUUCUUGUCGAGUAUCAUCACCGGUGACGAGAAUGGGGUCUACGGGUACGACCCUCAUACGAAGCAGCAGUCAUCACAAUGGAAGAGGCCUUCAUCUCCACGACCGGAACAGGGACUGCAGAGCCGCAGCUCAGGCAAGCCCAUGCUCAUCUUUUUUAUGGACAUCCACAGUAUUGUGCAUCGAGAAUUCGUCUUCCAAGGCCCGGCCGUCAAUCGAGAGUUUUACUGCGACAUGGUUUCUGUUGGUAAUUAUCACUACAUAAAUUCUUCCAAAUCAUUUUAG